UUCCCGGUCUUUAAAAGGCUUCGAGGAACCACCACAUAACAACUGGGAUGAUGCCCUGUGCAACUACCCAUUGAGAGAAGAUGGCAAGGACUAAGCAGACGGCCCGUAAAUCUACUGAGGGCAAGACCCCAGAGAAGCAGGUGGCCGCCGGGUCUGACCAGGGUGCAAGUGGGGGUAGCACGGGACAAGGGGCUACCAAGGCUCCAUCUUUUCCAUCUAAAGCUCCACAGCAACAAUUACUACAGCAACAAGUGCUACCACCACCACCGCCACCACCACCAUCUAAAGCUUACAAGGGCAGUGGUAACAAAUCACCGCCACCACCACCUUCUAAAGCUUACAAGAGCGGUGGUAACAAAAGUAUUGACAGUGGAGAAGAAGAACAAGAAGAAGAAGAAGAUGACUUUGACGAACAGGAAACUCCAAACUAUUUUCCAAAGAAGGAAGCGUCAAAUUUUCAGUCAAAGUACCAGUCACCAUCUAGUAAACUCAUGGACAUCCUAAAUCCCCAUGUAUUGCAAAACCAGAAACAAAAACUGCACCGCAUAACAGAUCCAGUUACUCUGACCCGAGUUGAGAUUCUGGAGUCCUCAACAGAUUUUGGAGCAUUGAGCAUGCAACAGUGUUUGAAUUUCCUGAAGACGCAGAGCACAAAUGCGGACGUCACAGAGAUGAAGUUUGGUGGGACAGACCAGCUGACGGACGCGCUGUGGUACCUACUGGCCAACAUGAAAAUAACGUUUGGCUUGGUGUCACAUGUCUCUCUCACAGGAUGUUAUCACUUGACAAAUGCUGGUGUACGAUGGAUGACCAAGGUGUUACCCUCUGUAAAAUAUUUUGAGGUGUCUGGUUGCCCCCACAUCACAGAGGAAGGGCUCCAGUAUGUGAUCUGGGCCUGGGAGGGCUCCCUCUUGAAGAUCGACUUCACAGGGACUGGGGUUGGGGUCAUACCAGCCGGAUACGAGACCAGCAUCAAGCUCGAUGGGUGUCCCGUGCUGUCUCCUGUGAUGAAUGUUAACUUAAAGAGCAAAGCUAAAGAUCGUUCCAGCGGGCCUUUAUUUCCCGUCCCCUCCUACAAGAUGGUGUUCCUGUCGGACACUACUAUCCCAUACAGUCCCAUGGCCGUAUUUAGGGGUCAGAAAGAAGUAGGGGCCAGUAAAACACUGAAGAUUGAGAGAGAGGUCAAGAUCGGGGACAUGCUGAUUAACAUGUUUGAAGUGCCAGCUGAUUCUAUGUUUGUGGACCUGCUUGUGAGCAAGGGUAGCAUUGUUGUCCUGCCGUACCCAAUAUCAGCAGACGGAGUUGACCCAGACUACCCGGAAGUCAUUAUUACCACCAUGUCACGCAUUGUUGCCACGUGCCCAGACGUGGUGUUCAUACUUCUUGGCCUCACGUCCGAGGACGGUUCCCUGGACAGUGUGGCCUCUCAGUACCGCAGACUCAUCGACCAACAGUUAACAAACAGGGGAGAUAAGCUGGAGGAAAAACUGGAUGAAAGCACAAAGCGUGACCUCUUGUUGGGACGCCUGUUCUUCUUCGGACAGCAGCACCUGAUGCAUGGCCGGACCCUGUUUGACCGAUGUGAAGGCAUUGUGAACUCUAGUGAGCAUGCAUGGGCUCGCAGUGGCGCUUCACCUCUCAUUGCUUCUACAUACAUGAGUGUAAAUGACUCAGUAGAUGCAGCAUCACAAAGGACACUAGCUGAAAAUGUGUUGAAGUCGGCCAUUAAAUCUCUGACACACCAUUUUCCAUGGUACUUCACUCCACACCAUAAGGAACUGCAUAAAGCUGUGGUUGCUAUGGAUACCAUGAAGUUCAAGGUCACAGGUUUGAAGGCCGUUGCCAAGGAAGUCAGGGAAAAGGAUCCCAUCUGGAAAGAGUUUGGAGAGACUAAUACAAAAAUAAUUGCUGUUGUGGGGAAAGUGCUGGAUUUCAUGGGCUAUUGGGGAAAAGUUCUCUACUACCCAGACAUAGCUGGUGGUUGUGGUAUAAGCGACUACGCGUUCCUUCUGUCUGUGUAUGCUACGUUCCUGGACACUACCCCGCCCAGCGUAGCAUCAUGGCGAUACCUGGGGACCAAAGUUCCCUGCUGGACUGCCCAAGAUAUCAGUGCUGCAUUCCCUGACCAAGCUUCUCGGGAACUCCUCUUAGUUCUUCUUGAGAGCCGCGGUGUUCUGCUAUGUCUGCCCAAAGACCAAUGGACCACGGAGAUCGAGGCCACCCACGCCUAUGUUGUGAACAAACAUCUGCCACGCUUGCCUUGUGUAGACCUGGAGACAUUUUGGCAAGAAGCAGUACCUGUGGGUGAUUACGAGGUGGAGAGAUAUUUCACCUUUAUGCCUGGUGUAGCCAAUGCUUUCUUCCCCAGCGUCAUAAGAGACUGCCUGCAGCUUGGGGAUGUGCGGUUACUAUGGAAACAGGGCGUGGUUAUCCAAAAGGGCCCUAUCAUGAUCCUGCUUGAGAUGCUUAACAACCUUGAAAACUAUCCGACAUUGUUUAUUGGUGUUCGUCUGCUCAACUGCCCCCUGAAAUCUCGAGACUCAAACCCGCUUAUGGACAUCCUGUUGGGAAACCUGCGUGUGUACAAGGCUGUUAUAGAGGAACGCAUUCUCCACUACAAGUUGUAUGCACAUGAGACAAUCCCCUGCUCCACCUGCCUGCCUUCCAAGAACCGCUACAAGACCGUGAACGCACGACAGGCCGAGGUGUUCAUGGUGAGUGAGCAGUUCCUGGUAGCCCGUGCUGUUCAAGGUCGCGAUGUCACCUGUGGCAACGACGGGUCGCAGAUUGCCAGGGAUGACCUUGGCAACAAGUCCCAGUCACUGCGGGAGAUAGUUCCCCGCCAUUUCUUCCUGGGUUGUCUCCCUUCAUUCAGUGGGUACAACCGCUGCAUGUUCUGUGGGAACUGUGCCUUUGCUGGGGCACUUUGUGAGGGGAAUCUGAAAAAUGGGAAAACUGCAAGGAACUGCAGCUGCCAGCGAGAAGGUCAGAUGUGUGACCGCUGUGGGCUGUGCCAGAGGUGUGUCCUCCUGCUUGCUAGCAAGGAAGGAGCUUUGAGCCCCAAGUUCCAGAGGUCCGGGAGCGUAGUCAAUCCACAUUUGAAGGAAUACUUUUGUGAACAGGAGCUCACCCCGAAUUUCUCUCCACUUCUCGAGAUAAUGCCUUUAGAGACCAAUGAUGUGACCAUACGGAUGCAAAUGGGUUCUAUAGUGCUGCACUAUGAAUUAAAAACUGGCAAGAUAGAAGAGGUGUUUGGAUCUGCUUGCCAACAACUCCCUGAGUUUGUCUGUGAAAAGGGAUACAGGGUUACUUUGAAACUGGAGUUUAAUAAGGAUGACUUUGAUGAGAUGCAGCUGACCAUUGACCUGCUUGGCAGUGAGAUCUUCACCUACCGCACGUCCACCCAGAGUUGCGAGGUGUCCCUCUCCAGCACGAGCCCAGGGUCCAUCAUUAUCUACAUGCCACGCACAAAGAGGCUAGACACUGCGUGGAUAGACGAAUAUGGAGAGAAGGUUACCUGCUCCUACACUCCAGGCAUUGAGGAGUCCCAGUUGACCUGUGAGGUCUUCAUCAGCUGCAGUAAGGAAGACCUGCCUCUCGCCAAGAAACUGUCUGAGUACCUGCUUAGGCAAGGCUUCUCUACACUGAUCACCAAGGCAGGGUACACAUCUGAAGGACCAGCGUCCACAAGUGUCGGGUAUUCUGGGGCUCGAGUGGUCAUCUUGUGCUGGUCAGCAGCAUACUUGAUCGAUCAGUUUACCUGGAAUGAGGCCUUUGCUGCGUACAACAGCAAGAAGUCCCUGGUGCCAGUGCCCAUGGAGCGGUCAGUGCGGUCAGUAGGCCGCAGGGAGGCCUGGAUGGACCCACUUGUAGAUCAGCUCAAGUACAACUUUGACCCUGUCACUGAGGAAGACAAGCUGAUAGCGUUCUUACAGGAGAAGUUGACAGGCCUUGGUGUUCAGCCAGGCAAGAGAGGUCUAGCCAACAAUAGGGUCUCACUGCACAGUGCCCUGGAGGCCAAACUGCUGGCGGGGAAAGCCCAUGUGGAGAACACUCUCUUCCAGACUGGAGGAAUUAACUACUCGGGUGCUUCGUUCAUUACACUGCCGAGGCAGAUACAUGCCGACCUGCUGAAGUACCCAAGCUUACUGUCAGUAAAGGAGGAUCAAAGCUUCCGCCUGCUCUGUUACACCAGAAGUAAGUGUACAAAGUUUCCAUCUGCUCUGUUACACCAGAAGUAA
Messenger RNA from Dreissena polymorpha, 4241 nucleotides. RefSeq lists its product as uncharacterized. The record is from RefSeq and is a predicted model, not a curated record. The transcript is spliced from 30 exons. The coding region runs from base 81 to 4241 and encodes 1386 amino acids. Lineage: Eukaryota; Metazoa; Mollusca; Bivalvia; Myida; Dreissenidae. Gene Ontology annotation, biological process: signal transduction.